UGCAGUCGCCAUUUUACAUCGUCGAUUUUUACGUGUGUGUGCAGUGCAGUUACUUUACGACUUAAAUUCUUAUUACGUGGGCGUAAAACAUUUAGUGGCAUAUUUUUUAAUAAUUUUCAAUUGCUAAAAGUUAAUAAGAAAAUAUGGGACGUAAAAAGAAGAAGCAAUCAAGACCCUGGUGUUGGUAUUGUAAUCGGGAGUUUGAAGAUGAAAAAAUUCUUAUACAACAUCAAAAAGCAAAACAUUUUAAAUGUCACAUUUGUCAUAAAAAGCUUUAUACGGGACCAGGACUUAGUAUACAUUGUAUGCAGGUACAUAAAGAAGCAAUAGAUAAGGUACCUAAUUCUUUGCCAAAUCGAAGCAAUAUUGAAAUAGAAAUUUAUGGUAUGGAAGGUAUACCACCAAAUGAUGCAAAAGAGCAUGAAAGGCAAAGAAAUGGUGGUAGACCUGGUUCACCAAGUUCAGGUGAAGAUGAACCAGUUCGGAAAAAAACAAAGCCAGAAGGUUUAUUAGGUUCUGCACCAGGAGCAAUGCCUACAGGUUCCAACAUGAUGCCAGGUGUAAUGCCAGGUAUGGCAGCUCAUCCUGGUAUGCCACCAAUGGGACAGUUCCCACCACCCAUGCAUCAUAUGAUGGGACCUAUGGGUCCCGUAGGUCCACCUUUCAUGGGUCCUGGUAUGAUGCCUGGAAUGCCAGGUAUGCCACCAGGUAUACAACCACCAGUGUCAGGUGCAUCCAUACCGCCAACACGACCAUUAUUUCCAAGUGCUGCAGCUGUUUCGACAGCUGCAUCUACAUCUGUGACUUCUCCUUUAGGCACAGAUUUUAAACCAAUUACAUCAGUGGCUGGUGGAUCUAUAGGACCUGUUAAGCCAACAUUCCCUGCAUAUAGUAAUGCAGAUAGCAAUACUACGACUAAUAAUAAUAUUGGAAAUGAUCAGAAAGUAAAUCUUAUAGCCACUACUAGUGCUGCCAUUAAAAUCAUUCAUCCUCCAGAAGAUCUUAGCUUAGAGGAAAUUAGAGCAAGACUUCCAAAAUAUCAGCGUCGUCAAACUGAAGAAACUCGAACUGUACAAACUGCUGAUGCCAAUCAGCAAGCUGCUGUAUUACAGCAACAACAACAACAGCAACAGCAGCAGCAACAAGCUGCUGCUGCUAAUGCAGCUGCUGCAUUUCAGGAUCAACAGCAGCGACAACAAGCGGCUUUAAAUGCACUUCAACAACAACAACAAAGAUUUCAGAGACCUCCACAAGCAGUAAUGGUUCCUGCAUCUGCAGCGAUGCCUGUUAGUUCUGUUGCAUUAAUGGCUCCGCUUAUGCGGCCCACUAUGACUCUAGCCGCACCAGCUCUGAUUCAUGGAGGUAACAUGAUGCGACCGCCCCCCAUGGGCCUACCACCAGGUGGGUCGAGCGGCCAACGAUAUUGCAUCUGUUCUGAUUCCUUCAACGCCGGACAGCCACACUUUGAUUUUGGACACAUCACGACUCUUUGGACGUGAAAUGCCUCUUCUUGAAACUAGAGUACUCGGUAUGAUAGGAGCUUUGCCACCGGGAGCAAUGCAUCCGGCAUUCGCAGCUCCAAUGGGUUUCCCCGGUGCACCAAUGUUGGCUCCGAUGAUGCAUCCACGCUUCAGAUGAUCACCUCCUAUGGACGGGCCCCCCCCGCCACUGCACUUCGUGCUCUGGGCCCGCCCCUAAAUUUGAUUAGGGUCCGGACCUGAUUGACAAGAAGAGGAGAGAAAAAGCACGCGUAAAACAUGUUAGCUCGCGUGGACACGCAUUGUUGAUCGGCCGCGGCUGCACUUGACGCAUCCUCUCCUACGAAGUUUACACGAAAGUAACGGAAAUCGGCACGUAAACGUAUUGCGAAAGUGUGGCGAAGACGGUGCAAGAGGAGGCUGCAAACUUAAGCCAUGAGAUAUUGUCCGCUUUACUGUACGUUGACAAUAUAAUAGAAAUUAUGAAUUGUACAAACAUGUAAUUCACCUGUUUGAUCAUCAAAGUACGAAUUCGUUAUUAAUUUUCUUUCACUUCCUCAAGGUUCACCUCAGUAGGCACCCUGUUUGUCUAUUCUUUCUCUCGACUUUGAUCAUUAU
This is a messenger RNA of Apis dorsata (giant honeybee), 2096 nucleotides long. It is a transcript of the gene BuGZ, whose product is annotated as BUB3-interacting and GLEBS motif-containing protein ZNF207. The coding region runs from base 144 to 1499 and encodes 451 amino acids. Gene Ontology annotation, cellular component: nucleus. Gene Ontology annotation, molecular function: DNA binding. NCBI's taxonomy places the organism in Eukaryota, Metazoa, Arthropoda, Insecta, Hymenoptera, Apidae. The record is from RefSeq and is a predicted model, not a curated record. The transcript is spliced from 8 exons.